AUGUGCAGCCCAUUACCUCGUCUCACGCCAGCCUGGGGCCGUUUCCCCCGGGGGGUCCCCAGCCCUGCUCCCCGGAGCCCCCGGCGGGCCACCCUAUCAGGAGCAGCUCUCCCCAGCAUCACUGCCCGCUCGGCCAGACGCCUGGCUGUCGUCCGAUCCAGGAAGAAGCCCUUGGAGGAAACAAAGGUGUCUCGGAGGGAGAAGACGGCCAUCCUGAAACGACCCAGACCCUGGACCCCAGACCCUCAAGACCCAGACCCUGACCCAGACCCAGACCCUCAGGACCCAGACCCUGGACCCCAGACCCUCAAGACCCAGACCCUGACCCAGACCCAGACCCUCAGGACCCAGACCCUGGACCCCAGACCCUCAAGACCCAGACCCAGACCCUCAGGACCCAGACCCUCAGGACCCAGACCCUGGACCCCAGACCCUCAAGACCCAGACCCUGACCCAGACCCAGACCCUCAGGACCCAGACCCUGGACCCCAGACCCUCAAGACCCAGACCCAGACCCUCAGGACCCAGACCCUCAGGACCCAGACCCUGGACCCCAGACCCUCAAGACCCUGA
Messenger RNA from Osmerus eperlanus (European smelt), 573 nucleotides. RefSeq lists its product as uncharacterized. NCBI's taxonomy places the organism in Eukaryota, Metazoa, Chordata, Actinopteri, Osmeriformes, Osmeridae. Bases 1 to 573 code for a protein of 190 amino acids. The transcript is spliced from 2 exons. The record is from RefSeq and is a predicted model, not a curated record.